CAGGGGCUUGACGGUGGUCAGGUGACCCGCAGCAGGCAGGCCAUUCUCGGCUUCCCCUGGCUUUGGCUCCAAUGUCGGAGGUGUUUGUGCCUGGAAGAAAUGGACUCUGGCAAUGCAAGAAUUUAAUCAUUCAGAGGUCCGAACAGUUGACUCCGUGAAUGGCGCCAAAACAGGACCCUAAACCGAAAUUUCAAGAAGGUGAAAGAGUCCUGUGCUUUCACGGGCCAUUGCUCUAUGAAGCAAAGUGUGUCAAGAUCAACGUAAAGGAUAAGCAGAUUAAAUACUUCAUUCAUUACAGCGGAUGGAACAAAAACUGGGAUGAAUGGGUUCCUGAAAGCAGAGUUCUCAAAUAUGUGGACAGCAACCUUGCCAAACAAAAAGAGCUUCAAAAGGCCAAUCAGGAUCAUUAUGUUGAGGGAAAGAUGAGGGGCUUAGCACCAAGCAAGAAGAUUGCUGCUGUGCAGCAGAAAAAUGUUGAUCUGAAAGUGAAAAAGGCAAAACAGAAGACCCCAGGGCCAGGUGAAGGUACCAGCAGCGGCGAGAUGCCCCAGGGGCCACGAAAGAAGAGGGCUCGGGUUGAUCCCACAGUGGAGAGUGAGGAGAUGUUCACCAACCGUGUGGAAGUGAAGGUGAAGAUCCCAGAGGAGUUGAAACCCUGGCUGGUGGAUGACUGGGACCUCAUUACCCGACAGAAACAGUUAUUUCAUCUGCCAGCUAAGAAGAAUGUAGAGACCAUCUUGGAGGACUAUGCAAACUACAAGAAAUCAAAAGGAAACUCGGACAAUAAGGAAUAUGCUGUGAGUGAAGUGGUGGCAGGGAUCCGGGAGUACUUCAACGUCAUGCUGGGCACUCAGCUGCUUUACAAGUUUGAGAGGCCGCAGUACGCCGAGAUCCUGGCCGAACACGCGGAUGUGCCAAUGUCUCAGGUGUAUGGAGCACCGCACCUGCUGCGUCUGUUUGUUCGUAUUGGAGCCAUGCUGGCCUACACUCCCCUGGAUGAGAAGAGUCUGGCUCUGUUGCUCAGUUACCUCCAAGAUUUCCUCAAGUACCUGGUAAAGAAUUCAUCGACCCUUUUCAGUGCCAGCGACUAUGAGGUCGCACCCCCAGAGUACCACCGCAAAGCUGUGUGAGAGCUCUCAGCAAACCUCUUUCCUAUUGAGACACCUCAUCCCACUCUCCCAGACCACAACUGAAAUAUCCGUGACUACCCUUUGGAUCGCAGUCUUUGGCGAUAUUUUUCACUUGAACUGAUUUGCUUCCCCCGCCAGGGUCUCAGGAGCUCGUCACGGUUAAGAAGAAAAAAAAAUUGUGAAACCUUUUUAACUGAGUCACUUUUCUUUUUUCCCCUUUUCCUUUUCAUGUACCUUUUUUUUUUUUCAUAUAAAAGUGUAGUUCUUCAUCGUCCGUUACCACAGAGCAGCUCUUCUGUGUUUUUGCAUUCCAGCUGAUAGAUAUUUGUUGCAUGUGGGUAUUUAUUGGUGUUUCUUCGGCCAAAUGAGGUGCAGUUUAAUGCUGGUCCUCAGUCAGUGUUCAGCAGUUAAUGUUUUUGUAUCUGUAUCUUGUGUAUUUGUAUCAGUUUGUAAAAAGAAAAAAAAAUAUAUAUGUUUAUACACAGUA
This is a messenger RNA of Maylandia zebra (zebra mbuna), 1617 nucleotides long. RefSeq names its product mortality factor 4-like protein 1. The record is from RefSeq and is a predicted model, not a curated record. Gene Ontology annotation, cellular component: NuA4 histone acetyltransferase complex; nucleus. Gene Ontology annotation, biological process: chromatin organization; regulation of DNA-templated transcription. Lineage: Eukaryota; Metazoa; Chordata; Actinopteri; Cichliformes; Cichlidae.